Messenger RNA from Notechis scutatus (mainland tiger snake), 1894 nucleotides. It is a transcript of the gene SLC35B1, whose product is annotated as solute carrier family 35 member B1. The record is from RefSeq and is a predicted model, not a curated record. Lineage: Eukaryota; Metazoa; Chordata; Lepidosauria; Squamata; Elapidae. Gene Ontology annotation, biological process: UDP-galactose transmembrane transport. Gene Ontology annotation, molecular function: UDP-galactose transmembrane transporter activity; UDP-glucose transmembrane transporter activity. Gene Ontology annotation, cellular component: endoplasmic reticulum membrane; Golgi membrane.
CUAAGCCCCUAUUAUAACUUCGUGGCGUGUAGAGGCGCAUUUCCAGCACGGAAAAGCAAAGGAACGCAUAGAACUGCACGGGAAAAAGAAAGGAAAGGAUGCCGAAACACUUUUUCCGUCCGGCAGUUUCUCUUCAGCAGGGCUAGGCUGGUCAGGCAGCGUAUUAGAUCACUCCUGUGGAGUUGGAAAGGUCCUUUUUUGUCCACAGCGCAGCCGCCUCUAUGAGGUCCUCUUUUCCGCCACCGUCGUUGCCGGUGCGGGAUGAGUGCGUGGAGCUAUCAUCACUGAGAGUAUCUGGACCCGAAACUACUGCACUGUCGGCCAUGGGGACGACUGGAGGGUCAGGAGGCGGAGGAGUUUGGCUUUUCCCCGAGCGGCUGCGGUUGCCUCUCUGCUGUCUGGGUGUCUUCGUGUGUUACUUUUGGUACGGCGUCCUCCAAGAGACAAUUACAAGAGGCAAAUAUGGGGAAGGAGCAAAACAGGAGAAAUUCAGAUAUGUUCUGUCUUUAGUCUUUAUUCAGUGUGUGAUAAAUGCAAUUUUCGCUAAGCUGAUGAUCCAGUUUUUUGAUGCUGUCAAGGUGGACCGGACUCGGAAUUGGCUCUAUGCAGCUUGCGCUCUCUCAUAUCUAGGAGCAAUGGUGUCCAGUAACUCAGCACUUCAGUUUGUCAACUACCCAACUCAGGUCCUUGGAAAGUCCUGUAAACCUAUCCCAGUCAUGCUCCUGGGAGUGACAGUGCUGAAGAAGAAGUAUCCAUUGUCCAAAUAUUUCUGCGUCUUACUUAUUGUCACAGGUGUGGCCUUGUUCAUGUACAAGCCAAAAAAUGUAGGAAGUGUUGGGGAUGAGCAUGUUUUUGGUUAUGGGGAACUCCUGCUGUUGCUGUCUUUGACUCUGGAUGGUUUAACUGGGGUGUCUCAAGACCAUAUGAGAGCUUACUACCAGACUGGUUCCAAUCAUAUGAUGUUAAAUGUUAAUCUGUGGUCCACUUUGUUCCUGGGUGCUGGUAUUUUUUUUACAGGUGAGCUUUGGGAAUUCUUGAGUUUCACUGAGCGUUAUCCUACCAUCAUCUAUACUAUCCUUCUCUUUGGCCUAACCAGUGCUUUAGGUCAGACUUUCAUUUUCAUGACUGUGGUUUAUUUUGGGCCUCUGACCUGCUCUAUUGUCACCACAACUCGCAAGUUCUUCACUAUUUUGGCUUCAGUCAUUCUGUUUGCCAAUCCUAUCAGUAACUUACAGUGGAUGGGUACCAUCCUGGUAUUCCUUGGACUUGGCCUAGAUGCCAAAUUUGGGAAAACAUCGAAGAAAACUUCACACUAAGAAGAUUCUUGGGUUUCUCUUGAAAAUUUCUAAGCAUAAGGAACUAUUAACUUAUUGUCUUAUUUCCCACUAAUGGGAAUUUGGCUCAGGAUGAAUGCUUGGGGAAAGAGGACAGCAUAGGAAUUUUAUUGUUUUUAUUCAAAAUGUGUUUAAUUUUUUUAAUGGUAGCUUUAUUUUACUAAAAAUCAAAGGAGUAGCUUUUCCAUUUCUACCGAGGAAUCACAACUGUAGUUAAUGGAUGGCAAAAGGAAAUUCUUGGUGAAAUAGGACAAAUGCUUAAUGUGAAAUAAAAGGAGGGACGAGAAAAAACCCUAUAUGUUUAUGUUUUAAAUUUUAUUUUCCACCUCUUGUGCCUCGCCAGGGUGGAAGGGGAGGUGUUACAGUAUUUAUUUAGUUUUUUUACUUAUACAAUAGUUGUAUACUGCCUAUCCUAGAGACUCAGAGCAGUUUAACAGUAGAGUAACCAUAAAUAUCCAUCAUAGGAUAAAACAAUUUUCAGACCAACCAACCCUCUUCUUUUUCUGUAUCUAGAUCAAACUUUUGACUGCCAGAAUGAAACCACUCUCUUGGUUUUGUCA